Messenger RNA from Aspergillus sclerotioniger CBS 115572, 1350 nucleotides. RefSeq lists its product as uncharacterized. NCBI's taxonomy places the organism in Eukaryota, Fungi, Ascomycota, Eurotiomycetes, Eurotiales, Aspergillaceae. Bases 1 to 1350 code for a protein of 449 amino acids. The transcript has 6 exons. The record is from RefSeq and is a predicted model, not a curated record.
AUGACAACACUACCUCUCCUCAGAGGAAACAAUGUUUCCUUGGACGAUGCCCUGGCAGACGACGACAAUAUCUUGCAUCGAUUAGAUUAUCCGCGGAAGCAGAAGGACUUUUGGUCACAUCUUAUAUCUCUCAAAGCUGAAAUCGAAAUACGCUACAAUGUAUGCAUUCCAAUUUGCAUUAACCCACCUUCUGAGAAUCAUGUUCUUGUUCGAAUACCGCUACCUUACAAGAUCGGUGAAGAGAUUAAACCUGGGAACGUGGACGAGAAGCUGCGAUGCGAAGCAGCUACUUAUAUUUGGAUCCGGCAGAAUUGUCCGAAUGUGCCCAUCCCAUCACUCCAUGGAUUUGCAUUCCCUGAUGGACAAACUUUCGUUGAACCUGCCUGUGUAUCCCUGUUCUCUCGCCUUCGUUGGCGAAUAAAUUGGGUGGUACGCUCAUGGCUUGGGUUUCCGACGUCGUGUCCUUACGUUGGCUUACAGCGCUUGGGUGCACUGAGGACGGGGUCCAUGAUUAUUGGUUAUAUCAAGAGUGGCCGGAUGCUCUCUGAUUCUUGGGGACUUCACCUUCAAGACACAAUACGGAGGAAAACGCUGUUCAAUGACCUUGCGAACAUUAUUCUGUCAUUGAACCGUACCCAGCUGCCUCGGAUUGGAUCCCUCACUGUGAGCAACGAUGGUAUUAUAAGUCUCACUAAUCGCCCCUUGACGCUACGCCUUCAAACCUUUGAGAACGAGGGAAUUCCAACCAUUCCAUAUAACUCAACCUACCAAUCCCCAAAUGCGAUCCAUGACGUGAAGGAUGGUCAAGAACGACUAGCUGCGUUGACCAUGAUGCGGGGCCUUCUACAUCAGUUUAUUUCUCGGCAGUACCGCCAUGGCCCAUUCGUACUGACCCUGACCGAUCUCCACCCGAGCAAUAUCUUUGUCGAUGAAGAUUGGCAUAUCACAUCUCUCAUUGACUUAGAAUGGGCUUGUGCCUUUCCAGUCGAGCUUCAGGCACCUCCUUACUGGCUGACUGGUCGGCCUAUCGAUGACAUUGAACGUGGAGAGGAUCUAGAGACUUUUGAAAAGGUUGUGAUUGAAUUCAUGGAGGCGCUGGAUGAACAGGAAAAGGUAUCUCAGCGUUCGAAUGUUUCUCACGCACAGAUUGUGAGGAGUUGCUGGGAUAGGGGGAGUUUCUGCCCGAAAGGGCUCCUCCGAGUCUUCAACGAGCAUAUCCAGAGCAGAUUCUCCGAAGAGCACUGCACACAAAGCAUAUUUGAUCGGACAGUCACGGAUAGCUUGAUUGAAAAGAAGCUGAAAGAGGAAGAAAGCUAUAAAGAUGGACUGAGAAAACGAUUCAACCUUUGA